AUGAAUCCCACUAGCAAAGAGAUCAUCUCUACUAUGACUAAAUUCUACGAGUUUAUAGUCAAACUUCCAUACAUGGACACAACGGCUGUGCUUUAUCCGCCCAACUUUGAGAGUGGUGAACAGCAAGGAUGGCCUGAUAUCAAUGCAGAGGAACUGCGCAAGCGUGGCAGGACAGAGGGCACCAUCACCCUACUUCGGCAUCUACCAUAUCUACGAAAACCCACAACUAGAAAUAGCAAAAAAGGAUGGAUGAUAGGACCAAAUACUCAUGCGAUUGCUUACUGUGAUGGUGAGGUUUAUGAUGAAGAACUGGAUAAGAUCCAGCCCACACCGGGACAUUGUAUCUGGCUGGCAAAUGCAACAAACACGGAAGAUGGAUCAGCACUGCUGUUAGAUAUCGAGAGCGGCACCGUAACCGAAUACGCAGUGCGCAGCAGUCGGACAGUCUGCCUCAAUAUAGAGGAGUACGAGUACCUGUCACAGGAGGAUCGCUGGAUGGCUCAUUUCACGUUACCGGCUGCUCAUUUCUUUCGCUUAUGGAUCGACAAGUAUAAAAACUUAGAGUGGAUGCCUUGCUUCAAAGAAGGGGAUUAUGCAGAAACGGUAACGUGGUUUAUCAAUUCCCAAGGGCUUGAGGGUUUAUUAGAUGAUACAGAUUCGGGAGAUUCCGAUGAGAGUUAUGAGCCUAGUUCAGAGAAGUUGGAUGAUGAUGAUUACGAUAGUGAAGAAUACGACCCUUACGAGUUCAACAGCGAGUAUGAGAGUGAUGGUAUUGACGAUAUCGAUGACAUUGAUGAUAUCCCGGUUGAUGAAGAUACGCUGGAUUCUAAAGUUGCGGAACUCAAACUUGACGAUGGUGAGGAUUCAACGCACGGAGUUAGGAGCCAGGCGUUUGACAGACUCGGUCAUGAGAUUAGGUCGGGGAAUAGCAAGCUUCUGACUACUGAUAAGUCCGCCCUAGAGGCGAGAGUGCAUGAAGCACGAUCGAUCUACAUUGGGAAUGGCUGGCCAGAUUCCUUCAAUCGCGAUGAAUGCCAACGCCAAUUGUCAGACCUUUUGAAGCAGAUAACCAAUUCAUCUUGA
Molecule: messenger RNA, 1083 nt
Organism: Talaromyces stipitatus ATCC 10500
Lineage: Eukaryota; Fungi; Ascomycota; Eurotiomycetes; Eurotiales; Trichocomaceae
Exons: 3
Coding region: 1-1083 (360 amino acids)
Source: RefSeq, a predicted model, not a curated record